Vigna umbellata (rice bean) is the source of this 3883-nucleotide messenger RNA. NCBI's taxonomy places the organism in Eukaryota, Viridiplantae, Streptophyta, Magnoliopsida, Fabales, Fabaceae. The record is from RefSeq and is a predicted model, not a curated record.
AAGCGAGAGAAAGGACUAGAAAUUCCAAACCCAUUUUCUUUCUCUUUGCUUUCUUCAAUUCCUUCACAUUCUCCCUCAUUCUUUUCUUUCAUUUUCAACCUUUUUCUCAGAUUUAUCCACCCAUUUUCUUUUCCUUUGAGAAACCUUUUUUCACUCAUGGCUAAGUUUUUUUAAUUAUUCUCCUUAAGAUCAAACUUUCUUUACGAGUCUUGGGUUAAUAUAUAACAUUUGAGUCCAAGUCUGGCCCCACCAUCGGCUUGGUGUUUUUUCUUAUGAAUUUCUUGAAGCCAGAAAAUGGCAACUGAACCAGUUUUAACAUUCUCUUUGGCUUCUGUGGUUGAAGAGGUUCUUCAACAGCAUGCUGGUCGUUUAGACGCAAACUCGGCAUCCAGAAAAACUGAAGAAACCUCCUUGAGAAGGUAUGAAGCAGCUGGUUGGCUACGGAAAACAGUUGGAGUUGUUCGAGGGAAAGACUUGCCAGCUGAACCUUCUGAAGGAGAUUUCAGGAUUGGAUUGCGUAGUGGGAUUAUCCUAUGUAGUGUUCUUAACAAAAUUCAACCUGGAACAGUGUCGAAGGUAUUUGAAAAACCUUGUGAUUCUGUUAUUAUUCCUGAUGGAACAACAUCUGCAUAUCAGUACCAAGAAAAUAUAAAGAAUUUUCUUGUGGCUGUGGAGGAAAUGGGGCUUCCUACCUUCGAAGUUUCUGAUUUGGAACAGGGAGGAAACUCUGAGAGGGUAGUGGAUUGUGUUCUAGAGCUAAAGUCUUAUGCCGAACGAAAAGUUGGAGGAAGUGCAUCUGGGAAAUAUAGUGGGGUUGCGAAUGCAAAGCCACCUAUCUCUGCGAAACGAAUUACGAGGAAAAACUCAGAACCAUUCAUGAAGUCUAUGAGUCCUUUGCCAUCAGGGGAUAGAGAUGGUGGUUAUAUGAGUGAUCCCGGACAAGAUCGAAGCGAAAGGGUUAGGAAGCUUUAUUUGGAAUCCUUGCUUAGCAAAGUCAUGGAGGAAUGUGAACAUCACAUGCAAAUUCGAUGUAAAAUGUAUAAAACAACUAGGGAAGAUACAGCACCGUGUGAAACUGAAUGUUCAAUUUCAGAAGCUGCUUCUAUUAAUGAAACGGUGAAAGAAAAGGAAGAUGAACAUGCUGUACAAGAAGAGCAUGAUCUACAAGAUAAACAUGAUGUAAAAGAUGAACAUGAUAUACGAGAUGAACAUGAUGUAAAAGUUGAGCGUGACAUUCAAGAUGAACACAGGGAAGAAAAUAAACGAGAGGAAAGUUGUGAAAAGAUGUGCAAUGAACAUGAAAAAUCAAUCCACAAAAAAUCGAUUUCGAAGCAGCAAAAUAUAGUUGCGCAACAAAAUAGAAACAUCCAGGAAUUGAAAAACAUUGUCCAUCAAACAAAACAAGGAAUGCAAUUGAUGCAAAGUGAACACCAGAAGGAGAUCAUUAAUCUAAGCAAGCACCUAUACAGCCUAACCUGUGCUGCUUCGGGAUACCAUAAAGUUCUUGAAGAAAACCGCAAGUUAUAUAAUGUAGUGCAAGAUCUGAAAGGAAAUAUUAGGGUAUACUGUAGAGUCCGACCUUUCUUGGGUGGUCAACCAAGUCAUUAUAGCUCUGUCGGUAACGUGGAAGAUGGAAGCAUCUCAAUCAUAACACCUUCCAAAUACGGUAAAGAGGGGAAGAAGACAUUUAAUUUCAAUAGAGCAUUUGGUCCUUCUGCAACCCAAGGAGAAGUUUUUGCCGACACACAGCCUCUUAUUCGUUCUGUUUUGGACGGUUAUAAUGUCUGCAUAUUUGCCUAUGGCCAGACGGGAUCAGGAAAAACAUUCACUAUGUCUGGGCCAGAUGAACUUAACGAUGAGACCAUAGGUGUCAACUAUCGUGCACUAGGAGACCUUUUCUAUCUCUCUGAUCAAAGAAAAGAUACAAUUUCUUAUGAAAUCUCUGUUCAGAUGCUUGAGAUUUACAACGAGCAAGUUAGGGACCUACUUUUGUCCGAUGGAGACAUCCGCAAUAGUUCCCUUAAUGGCAUCAACGUUCCAGAUGCUAACCUUGUUCGGGUUUCAUGCACUUCUGAUGUCAUAAGUUUGAUGAACUUGGGACAUAAGAAUCGUGCUGUUGGUUCUACUGCCAUGAAUGAUCGUAGUAGUCGGUCUCACAGUUGUCUUACAGUUCAUGUUCAAGGAAAGAACUUGACCUCAGGAGGCACAAUUCGUGGUUGCAUGCAUCUGGUUGAUCUGGCAGGAAGUGAGAGGGCUGAUAAAACGGAGGCUACAGGGGAUAGACUCAAGGAGGCUCAACAUAUCAACAAGUCACUUUCUGCAUUGGGAGAUGUAAUUUCUGCCCUUGCCCAAAAGAGUCCACAUGUUCCCUACAGGAAUAGCAAACUCACUCAGCUACUUCAAGAUUCUCUUGGAGGGCAAGCAAAGACUCUCAUGUUUGUUCAUAUAAGUCCGGAGCCCGAAGCUCUUGGAGAAACACUUAGCACACUCAAGUUCGCCGAACGAGUCGCCACUGUCGAACUCGGUUCAGCGCGAGUUAAUAAAGACAAUUCAGAUGUGAAAGAGCUUAAAGAACAGAUUGCUAGUUUGAAGGCAGCCUUAGCGAGAAAGGAAGGAGAAGCAGAACAGUUUAAUAAUUGCAAUGAAACACCUAAGCAUAAAUCAUAUGCAUCUUCUCCUCCUGUGCAUCGGCCUUCCAGUGGUGGAUCUCGUAGGCUAUCAAAAGAUGAUUCUAGUAGCCUGGACGAUCAGAAAAAUGUUGCUUCAACGUUGAAAAGACAAAGCCUAGAUCCUCAUGACAUGGAUGCCAAUUCACCUCAAUGGACAAGUGUCACAAGUGAAAGAAAGGAGGAUGAUAAAGAAUCAAUUUCUGGAGAUUGGGGUGAUAAGAUUUCCAUGAACAGAAAUGACAGCAUAACUAGUGAUGAUAGUGUUGUGGGAGCGUGGGAAGUAGAAAGCAAACAAUCUUCUCCGAGGUUAAGUCUCAAUUUUCUCUCAGAGCCUUCUAAAAUAGACAACUCCUCUAAUAAAAAGGACAACCAAGACAAUGAAGAUUUACGGAGACCCAGUUUUGAUAUGACUACCACAGACGAAUCAGAUGAACACGAGAUUGCUACUGUAACUAGUGAUUCUUCUGAGUCAGACUUGCAUUGGCCACCACAAAUACCUAAACCAAUCACCAUUUCCAGUGGAUUAGGCAUUAAAGCAAAGAAAAAAACAAAUCUCAGAUCAAUAAAGAACGCAGACAGCAGGAGUAUGAUCCCAUCAUUCAUUCCUGCGCCCGUGCCUGUGCAUGUGCCUGUGCCUGUUCCCGUCUCAUCAAGGAAACAACAACCAGUUACUCAAGGAAGAAAGCCCCCAGGAUCUUCUGAUGUAAGGAGAAGAUUUGGGAACAGUGCCAAGUGAGAAUAUGCUCUUCUAAGCCUUUUCUCAUUCCUUGCUUCACUGCCUUUGAUGACAUUUUUAUGAGCUAAAUCAUCAUCAAAGAUAUACUUCACAUUCAUUUUCUUCAUCUUUAAAUAUUUAUGGCAUCAAAGUGAUCUUCUAAAGAUUUAAGAAACAUGAAUUGGUUUAUGUUAUUGUCAUCGACUCUGACAGAGAAAUCAUUUGAAUGUUGCAACUCUUUAGCACUGGACCAAAUUGAUGUAGGUGUAUGUCUAGACAACUGAACUGAUAGCUUAGUAGUUUUUUUAUAUCACCUUUUUGUAUCUGUAAUUAUGUUCAGGAAUUGAGGUGAAGAGCUUCUUUCAUUUUACAUUCUGGCCAAAACAUUCAACCAAUUCCUUGAGUUCAUGUAUUUAUUUAGUAUUCAUUGAACUGAUCUCUACAACAUUAACUUAACUUAUGUAUCCUUGUACGGAAGUAUAUAAAACUAGACUUGUAU